AUGGCAUUCAAUCCCAAGUCAAAUUGCUUUUGGAUGCAUUACCUGGCUAUGCAGUUGAUAAAUAAACGAAAGUGCAAGAAAGCUAUACCGAAGAAGCGGCGAAAUGAGUUGCAGAAGAUUUGGGACCAUUUGCUUGAAUUCGACAGUUUACGAGAGUUGUUUACUCACGACGAUUUCUACGAUAUACUACAACGGCAUCUCAUUAUUAAGCCGCUGGCCACGCAGAACAAAUCGGGUUGA
Molecule: messenger RNA, 240 nt
Organism: Ostertagia ostertagi
Lineage: Eukaryota; Metazoa; Nematoda; Chromadorea; Rhabditida; Trichostrongylidae
Source: the annotation of a GenBank genome assembly